AAAUCGAUUUGCUACCCUGAAAGCUAUCAGUUCUCAACCAAAGCAACCAGUUGGGGUUGUGUGCAAGAGAAAACUGCACUGAUAACAUAUUUAUGUGUAAUGUUUGACUUGCAUGAAAACUUCAAAGUUACUGAGUGUGGCUUUCAUACAAAAAAAUAUCAGUUUAUCUUUGAGGCAGCGGGUUAUAAACAAUUUUGCCUAAAAGCAGUUAACAAUGAGUUCCUUUGGAGUCACAAGCAUCCUCACUAUUAUCAGGUCCAAACUCAGCUGUUGGUUUGCAAGAAGGAAUAUUGUGACUUCUUUGUUUUUACUGAGAAAGAUUAUCACCUAGAAAGGAUUUAUCCUGAUGAGGAAUUCUGGGCAGCAAAUUUAAAGAAAUGCUCACAUUUUUGAUGAGA
Rhopilema esculentum is the source of this 398-nucleotide messenger RNA. The record is from RefSeq and is a predicted model, not a curated record. NCBI's taxonomy places the organism in Eukaryota, Metazoa, Cnidaria, Scyphozoa, Rhizostomeae, Rhizostomatidae.